This is a messenger RNA of Pocillopora verrucosa, 1147 nucleotides long. NCBI's taxonomy places the organism in Eukaryota, Metazoa, Cnidaria, Anthozoa, Scleractinia, Pocilloporidae. The record is from RefSeq and is a predicted model, not a curated record.
AUUAAGACCACAACUGCCAAACAACGGUCCAGUAAUUUUAUGUUCUUCGUUGAUCCUUGUCAUUUAAGGCAGUGUUGAAGUGAUCGGCAUCUUUUCAAGGAGUGACGAUCAUGAGGUUUCUUUGUCUCACAACAACCGUUUUCUUGCUGAUAUUGAUAAUUUUCUUGCUUUGUGCUGAGAUGCCAUUUGUCAUUGCUUCAAAUGCCAAACUAGACGAUGGAAAUGAAGCUCAUUAUAAACUGUGUUACUCGACUUCAGAGAUAGACAGGCUUCUUUCUAAAAACUGCGUGAACCUCAUAAAACGAGCGACGAGGAAGUCAGGUGAAAAUAUUCUGCAAUCUCCCGAGAAAGCAAGACGAUUUCUACAAAAACGUAUUACUUACGUUACAAAUUACGGAUUGUUUAUGGAAGAAUGUUGUAAUGAAGGUGGCUGCCGAGUAGAGGAAAUUCUAGAACACUGUGCAGCCUCUGAAUAGAAUUUAAGGAAUUUUUCUUAAAAGUUUUUUCCUAGGAUUUCGUCGGAGACUAUUGUAGGUUUGAAGAUAAACAUUUGAAAAACAACCAAGAUACCAUUCUCUCCGUAUUCUGAUUAAAGUCCAUUGUUCUGACUUUAUUUUUCCACAACACUAGAUAUCGCCUAACUAAUAACAGGAACAUGUAUUGGCGCUAGCCAGAUAUUUCGGUCGCGCUCUUGUGCAACCACUUGGGCCGACAUUGCUCACAGUUCUCUGUGCGUCAUGGUAAACAGAGACUCAUCAUUUCUCACAACCUUGCUGGUAAAACGGAGUAGAGACUGGGAGGGAACUUUUUGAAAUUUCCUUCACGUUCCUUUUAAUGGUGAAUUCCACUUCAUAAAAGAUGAGAAAAAAAAUGUGUGUCUUAUGUAUACCUAAUUUUUAUCAUUGCAACUUGAUCAUACUUAAGGGAGAAAUGGAGGUUUUAUUGUCUGGCUGUCACAAAUGGCGUGACAAAUAUUCUGUGAACAACAUAGAAACUCAACAAAAGGUGUAGUGAUGGUGAAGGGACAUAGCAAUUUGUUUUGGCGAUAUAUAGGUCAUGUUCAAGAUAAUUGAAAUUGUUAAAGCACAAAGGAACAAGAAUGGCUAACUUUGAAUGGAUAUGGGUUGACUACGAUGAUCUAAUAAAA